This is a messenger RNA of Lepus europaeus (European hare), 1803 nucleotides long. RefSeq names its product potassium voltage-gated channel modifier subfamily G member 2 (gene KCNG2). Gene Ontology annotation, cellular component: voltage-gated potassium channel complex; membrane. Gene Ontology annotation, molecular function: voltage-gated potassium channel activity; protein binding. Lineage: Eukaryota; Metazoa; Chordata; Mammalia; Lagomorpha; Leporidae. The record is from RefSeq and is a predicted model, not a curated record. Bases 1 to 1803 code for a protein of 600 amino acids. Gene Ontology annotation, biological process: protein homooligomerization; potassium ion transmembrane transport. The transcript is spliced from 5 exons.
AUGCCCGUGGAUUCCUCGUCCACGACGGGGGAGCACCUGCAGGACCUGAAGGAGGUGACGCGCGAUCUGCUUUACCAGGGCUACCGGGCCGCUGUCUACAGAGCCUGGCCCGGCCCGGGGCUCGAGCCAGCCGCAACGGAGAAGUUGAUCCGCGAGAAGGACGAGGAGCUGCGCCGCAUGCGGGAGAUGUUGGAGAAGAUGCAGGCCCAGAUGCAGCAGGGCCAGGCUCAGGGCAGCCUCUCCCCACAACCGCAGGGCCGGGCCCGGGUCCGGCAUUUCCCGCAGGCUCCCGCGCGCGGGUCCAGGCAGCGGCCCCGGCCUCGGGCGGCCUCCACCUUCUCAUCGGCCUGUCUUCUCCUGGGACUGACGGCACAUCCAGGUGGCCGCGGUGCCCUCACGCACAGGUCCAGUCUCGGGGACCCUGGCCCGGCGCUGCGACCUCGGCGGACCGCCGAUCAGUGGACGCGUGAGGCCAUGGCGCUGCUUCCCGGACCCGCGGCGCCCCAGGACGGCGGAGGCACGAGCCGCGCGCGACACGUGAUCAUCAACGUGGGCGGCUGCCGUGUGCGCCUGGCCUGGGCGGCCCUGGCGCGCUGUCCGCUCGCGCGCCUCGCGCGCCUGCGUGCCUGCCGUGGCCACGACGAGCUGCUGCGCGUGUGCGACGACUACGACGCGAGCCGCGACGAGUUCUUCUUCGAUCGCAGCCCGUGCGCCUUCCGCGCCAUCGUGGCGCUGCUGCGCGCCGGCAAGCUGCGGCUGCUGCGCGGCCCGUGCGCGCUCGCCUUCCGCGACGAGCUGGCCUACUGGGGCAUCGACGAGGCGCGCCUGGAGCGCUGCUGCCUGCGCCGCCUGCGCCGCCGUGAGGAGGAGGCGGCCGAGGCCCGCGCGGAGCCCGCGGCGCACAGCGCGCAGGACAGCCCGGCGUGCGCCCUGGAGCCAGGGCGGCUGGAGCGCGGCCGGCAGCGCCUGCGCGACGUGGUGGACAACCCGCGCUCGGGCCCGGCGGGCACGCUCUUCGCCUGUGUCUCGGUGGCCUUCGUGGCCGUCACGGCCGUGGGCCUGUGCCUGAGCACCAUGCCGGACAUCCGCGCGGAGGAGGAGCGGGGCGAGUGCUCCCCCAAGUGCCGCAACCUCUUCGUGCUGGAGACCGUGUGCGUGGCCUGGUUCUCCUUCGAGUUCCUGCUGCGCUCCCUGCAGGCCGAGAGCAAGUGCGCCUUCCUGCGGACCCCGCUCAACGUGCUGGACCUGCUGGCCAUCCUGCCCUUCUACGUGUCGCUGCUCGUGGGGCUGGCGGCGGGCGCGGGCCCGGGCGGGAGCAAGCUGCAGGAGCGCGCGGGGCUGGCGCUGCGGCUGCUGCGCGCGCUGCGCGUGCUCUCCGUGGUGCGCCUGGCGCGCCACUCGCUGGGGCUGCGCUCGCUCGGCCUCACCGUGCGCCGCUGCGCGCGCGAGGGCGGCCUGCUGCUGCUGUUCCUCGGCGUGGCCACGGCGCUCUUCGCGCCGCUCGUGCACCUGGCCGAGCGCGAGCUGGGCGCGCGCCGCGACUUCCCCAGCGUGCCCGCCAGCUACUGGUGGGCCGUCACCUCCAUGACCACCGUGGGCUACGGCGACAUGGUGCCGCGCAGCCUGCCGGGCCAGCUCGUGGCGCUCAGCGGCAUCUUGAGUGGCAUCCUGCUCAUGGCCCUGCCGGCCACCGCCAUCUUCCACACCUUCUCGCGCUCCUACGCGGAGCUCAGGGCGCAGCAGCGGCGGGGGAGCAGCGUGCAGAGCCCCAACAGCGCCGGCCCGGCUGCGGGGCCCCCGUGA